GGCAGUUUGGUGGAGGGGAACCCAUCCACGCUUCGACCACCCCCAAUUGCCGAAGCGAGGCGACAGCGAGACGACGAGCGACAGAGAGCUCUCCCUCCCUCCGGCCUCCUCCUCUCCUCCCCUCUCCUCCGAUUGCAGCUCCGAGAGGGAACUGCGUGGCCUCUCGCGGCGGCAGAUCCCGCGCCAAGGGCAGAUUUUGACGCGAGAUCUGCGCUCGCCGCCGCCACCGCUUCCCGGAGUCCCCUCUCGCUCGCCUUCGCAGCUUCGUGGAGGCCCGAUCUCGAAGCAGUACCAAGAUCACACUUCCACCUCGAAGAUGAUGAUGGGGUUGCUGGCGUUUGAGAGCAACCAGGGUGGAUACUAUUCACAGUUGUUUGGAAUUGGAGGAGUUAUGAUCACUGUUGCCAUUAUUAUGUUAUCCACGGGCUACUUUGGGGGAAUAGGUGCUCCGUUUGCUCCGUAUUUUUGGCCAUAUCUAGGUCAACUUCCAAAGAAGAAGGAGCGCAAACGGCCUGUGAGGGUGUACAUGGAUGGAUGCUUUGACCUCAUGCAUUAUGGUCAUGCAAAUGCAUUGCGACAGGCCAAGUUGCUGGGAGAUCAGCUCAUAGUUGGAGUUGUCAGUGAUGAGGAGAUUGUGGCAAAUAAGGGGCCGCCUGUCCUUUCGAUGGAAGAGAGGUUGACUCUUGUUAGUGGUCUGAAGUGGGUCGAUGAGGUCAUUCCCAAUGCGCCCUAUGAAAUCACAGAAGAAUUCAUGAAUACCCUCUUCAAUAAAUACAACAUUGAUUACAUUAUACAUGGAGAUGACCCUUGUCUUCUACCUGAUGGGACUGAUGCUUAUGCGUUAGCAAAGAAGGUUGGGCGUUAUAAGCAAAUCAAGCGAACAGAAGGUGUCUCGAGCACCGAUAUAGUUGGGAGGAUCCUGCUAACAUUCAAGCAGAAAGAUGCUAACACCGAUGUAAAUGUUGCUGCUGAUGAGAAGUCUGGAGCUGAAUCACGCGAUGAAGUGAAAAGUCAGUUAUCUCAUUUUCUUCCAACUUCUCGCCGGAUCAUGCAGUUUUCAAAUGGGCAGGCUCCUUCGCCAGGUGCUCGUGUUGUGUAUAUAGAUGGCACAUUUGACCUUUUCCAUGCUGGCCAUGUUGAGAUCCUUAGGAGUGCUAGACAACUUGGUGACUUUCUUCUUGUGGGUAUCCAUGAUGACCAGUCUAUCAGGGAUAGAAGAGGCUAUCGUCCUAUCAUGCAUCUCCAUGAGCGUAUUCUUAGCGUACUUGCCUGUCGCUAUGUUGAUGAAGUCAUUAUUGGCGCACCAUGGGAGGUUUCGAAGGAUAUGAUCACCACAUUUAACAUUUCAUUGGUUGUGCAUGGGACAGUAGGUGAGGGAAAUUCUGCUGGUGAAAUUGAUCCUUACACUGUUCCAAAGAGCAUGGGUAUUUUUAAGACAAUCACGAGCCCAAAAACUAUAACAUCAAUCUCAGUGGCGACGAGAAUAGUUGACAAUCAUGAAGCCUAUAAGAAAAGGAAUUUGAAAAAGAAGGCGAGUGAAGACAGAUACUAUACACAAAAGAAAUUUGUUUCUGGAGACUAGUGCGGCAUAAGGAGCCUAUAUUUUUGCAGCAAACUGAGGAAAAUGCAUGCGGCCACCCUGUAUUGAUGUUAUUCUACAGCAGAGACUGGAACAUAUAAGCGGCUAUAGAAUGGUCAUAGUAUUAGUUUGACAGCCAUUCGACAGUGAGGAUCGGCUGUAGGAACUACAUUAGGGGGAGAAAAAGGAACUGUCACAAUCUUCUGCUAUUGCCCUUUUAGGAAGGAGCACUCACUUUGACGUCAAGAGUUCACAUACAUGAUUCUUUUUUGACUUUGUUAUCCCUGGAUGGGAUAUAUUUGUAGCUGAACACCUUCAGAAAAUCAUUGUUGUAUACUUGCCUGUUAUUACUUGACAGCUUGUGGAGUGAUUAGCAUUGCAUACUCCCUGAUUGUACCAUGUUAUACUUGAAAGUUUAUACUGUUGAGACGAAGAACCUAGUGAUGAUCUUUGUGCACUGCA
Messenger RNA from Phragmites australis (common reed), 2041 nucleotides. RefSeq names its product ethanolamine-phosphate cytidylyltransferase-like. Lineage: Eukaryota; Viridiplantae; Streptophyta; Magnoliopsida; Poales; Poaceae. The record is from RefSeq and is a predicted model, not a curated record. Gene Ontology annotation, molecular function: ethanolamine-phosphate cytidylyltransferase activity. The transcript has 10 exons. Gene Ontology annotation, cellular component: cytoplasm. Bases 317 to 1582 code for a protein of 421 amino acids. Gene Ontology annotation, biological process: phosphatidylethanolamine biosynthetic process.